Dioscorea cayenensis subsp. rotundata (Guinea yam) is the source of this 657-nucleotide messenger RNA. RefSeq lists its product as uncharacterized. Lineage: Eukaryota; Viridiplantae; Streptophyta; Magnoliopsida; Dioscoreales; Dioscoreaceae. The transcript has a single exon. The coding region runs from base 1 to 657 and encodes 218 amino acids. The record is from RefSeq and is a predicted model, not a curated record.
AUGGAUGCGUGCCAUUUAUUAUUAGGAAGACCCUGGCAGUAUGAUCGGAGGGUUUUCCAUGAUGGGCGCGCGAACUCCUACAGUUUCACCUACGAAGGAGUAAAGUUGAUGCUAGUACCCAGAAAACCAAUGGAGAAGCCACCAUCAACCAACAUCAACCUGCUGUCUUAUGCACCAUUCGGAAAGGAGUUGAAGGGGGCAGAAACGGCGUUCAUCUUACUCGGUAAGGCAGUCACUGAAGGCUUGGAAGAUGUAGAGAUUCCAAAAGUUGUUCUUCCUCUUCUGGAGGAGUUUCAGGAUGUCUUCCCCGAUGACCUACCGGAGGGCCUACCACCUCUUCGAGACAUCCAGCACCAUGUGGAUCUACAGCCGGGCUCUGUCCUGCCUCACCGACCACAUUACCGAAUGAGUCCAAGGGAGCAUGAGAAAUUAAGGCGGCAAGUGGAGGAGCUGCUGGCGAAGGGGCACAUCCGCGAAAGCAUGAGCCUAUGCGUUGUCCCAGCCUUGUUGACUCCAAAGAAGGAUGCACUUAGCGCAUGUGUGUCGAUAGUCGAGCCAUCAACAAAAUUACUAUCAGGUACCGGUUUCCUAUCCCUCUCUUGGAUGACUUGCUCGACCAGAUUAGUGGUGCUACGGUGUUCAUGUGAUUGGACCUGA